Messenger RNA from Rosa rugosa (rugosa rose), 2170 nucleotides. RefSeq lists its product as uncharacterized. Lineage: Eukaryota; Viridiplantae; Streptophyta; Magnoliopsida; Rosales; Rosaceae. Bases 194 to 2044 code for a protein of 616 amino acids. The record is from RefSeq and is a predicted model, not a curated record. The transcript is spliced from 4 exons.
GUCAUCCCUUGAGUUUCCCAUUUCUGCUUGACUUUUCAGUACCUGAACAUUCUUGAACCCCAUUGUUAAAGACCCUUUUCAUUUCUUCAAGCUUUUUGCCCAAUCAUUAUUAGGUUUCAUCCAAAAGAUUCAAAGAUAGUGACUUUUUACGUUUACAUUCUUUGUGUAAAGAAAAGACGGAAGUCUUCAUUUUAUGCCCUCCACCUUUGACGAAAUGCCUAGCCUGAGUUCUGGGGUUCUUGAGAAGCUUGUUGAAGAAAUGGGAAGUGACCCAAAGGCCCUGAACGGUGAUCGAAAACCGGUGUUAUUACAAAUCAGGAGCAUCAUGCCUGUUUUAGCAGAAGGUGAUCUUUGGCCCAAUAAAGGGUUUUACUUAAAGGUUUCAGAUGCUGCACACACAAUGUAUGUGUCAUUGCCUCCAGAGCAGGAUGACAUGGUUCUUUGCAACACAUUGCAACUAGGGCAAUUGAUAUAUGUCGAAAAGUUGGAGGUGGCGCGGCCAGUGCCUGUGCUUAGAGGUAUAAACCCUGUCCCGGGCCAACUAAUUCCCUGUGUUGGACAGCUUGAAGAUCUCGUUUCCAUUGAUAAGUUUGUGGAUUUUAAAGGGGCGUCUGAUUUACUAUUUGUAAUGGAAAAGAAUAGUAACGUGGGGAAGAAGCCACAGUCAAAAUUUCGAUCUUUGAGGGCCUCUAAGGCCCGCCCAAGCGAGAAGAUCUCAAGGAUAUGUAGGUCCGGAAGCGGUGAUGUUGUUGACAAGGAAAUAUGUGAGGUGACAAAGGGGUCAAGAAAAGUGAGCUCAAGAUAUGUUGAGAGUGAUUCUGAAAGCACAACAUCUUCUUCCUCGUUGACACAAACUGCGAGGAGAAGGAGCUGGAUUGGACCAGAAGCUGCAGAUUUCCCACUUGUAAAGCAUGAGAUAAAGCCAAGUGCUAGGCGCAGCCGUAGUGCGCAUGUUUCUCCAGUUCGUUCUACAAGAAAUGGUUCAGAUGACAAUUCAAGUUGUAAAAUAAAAAGAACAAUUAGCUUUGAUCAAGCUAGGAAAUCAAGUAAAAACUCCAACAAUAAGAUCUCAGUGUACGCGAAAAAUUGUGAGCAGCCCUUAGAUCCUCCAGUGACGGUUAAUUUGGCCAUUGAUAGUAACUGGUCAGAAAGUAAUAUACAAUGGAACUCCCUUCCUCCAACAUUAGUGACUCUGGGAAAGGAGGUGUUAAGGCACAAAGAUGUUUCUCUGCUUGCUGCAGUGGAGGCUUUGCAAGAGACUUCUGUUGCUGAGAGAUUGCUGAAAUGCCUAAGUACAUACUCAGAACUUCAAUUAGCCGAAGGGGAGGAGCAUCUUCCGUCAAUUAUUAAAUUCUUCGAUCUUCAAGACUACUUGGUUCAUACUCGAUUAAUUGUUCAGUCAUUGACCAACAUCAGUCCUCUUAGAGAUGAUGACACAAAUCUAGGCAGCCCUGGUUCCAUCAAGGAAGCAUUGAUACUUGCAGUGGACCGGAAGAAAAAUGCAACAUCAUGGAUUAAAGCAGCAAUGUCAUCUGAUCUUUCCCCAUCUUUUUCUCUUGAUAGUGUUCCAAUGAAGGCUACAAAUUCAUCAAAUAAAUCAAGUAAAACUUGUGGUAAUGUACCAAAGGGUACACUUAUAGUUAAGAAGCAAAAGAAUGAUGCUCAUAUUGGAUUGGUCUCGGAGAGAGAAAACUUGCACGAUUGGGUGAAGGGAAGUGCUUUAUCCGCAGCUGCAGACCUGGAAAAAUCCUUACAUGAUGAAUGCAGGAAAUGGUUUUUGGCUACCUUUGAGAGUUACCUGGAUGAGGUUAAGAGCAGAACCGAUUUUAUGGAAUCGGAUAGCCAAGUAGCCGAGACUAUGUGUCAGAUUAAGAAAGUUGGAGACCGGUUGGAUGUGAUUGUCAGCAAAGAAGAUUCUGAAUUGGAAGCUUAUGGGAGGAUCAAGGAGAAGAUAUAUGGGGUACUUCUGAAGAAUGUGGAGAGGACUACUAUGGUUAUGGAACAAAUGAAUGCAAUAUUCAAUGUAGACAAUGGGCAACAAUGAAUUGUAUUAGUUUGAAACAAUGCCAAAAUGUUAGGUGACCUGAAAUGUUCUUACAGUCACAUAUGCACUUGUAAAUAAUGUAGAGUUUUGUAUUUUGUUCAGUGUAAAGGAACUAAUUUUAUUGGU